This is a messenger RNA of Pelagomonas calceolata, 1317 nucleotides long. The record is from the annotation of a GenBank genome assembly. Lineage: Eukaryota; Pelagophyceae; Pelagomonadales; Pelagomonadaceae.
CGGCCAAAGCCUGUUAUUCGGUUGGCGGGCUGCCCGCAAAGGGACAACACCCGCAGAACGAGCAGCCCGAUGCCUCGUCGACGUCCCAACCCGAAGAAUAAAGCUGCCCGCAAGCAGCGCGAGGCGGAGCAUGAAGCGUGGCUGCGGACAGACAAAGGCCGGUGCUUCAUUAACAUGCUAGAUCUACAGCGGAGUUGCCCCGAGCUCACGAGAGACGCAAUCGGCGGGAGGAUGCAUGGGGAUGAGUUGAUGAAUACCUGGAAAUUCGACCUCAGCGGGUGCAGCAUGACUGCAUUACCUGCCUCCAUCGGCUCGUGGAAUAGCUCCCCAAGACCCCUGAUAGAACUCAACCUAAGCCAUUGCAAGCAACUCGCUGCUCUGCCGGGCGAGAUCGGUGAGAUCAAGUCGCUUGAGUCGCUCGUGUUGGAAGGGUGCUCGAGCCUCGUCGCUCUGCCGGACGCGAUCGGUGAAAUCAGGACGCUCAAUUAUCUCAACCUGACAGGGUGCGUAAGGCUCGCCUCAUUACCGGACGCAAUUGGUGACCUCGGGGGGCUACAAAUCCUCGACUUGACGUGCUGUUCCGUACUUCAGAGAAUUCCCAGCACGAUCGGCGAGCUCAAGGCCUUGAGGGCUCUCUCUCUGGCCAACUGUAUGAGCCUCAGCGCGUUACCAGACAGGCUCAAUGAGCUCGGGGCGCUGAAGACUCUCAUCCUGGGAGGCUGCUCGAGCUUAGCCCUUCGGCUAGGCGCAUUAGCCGGGCUGGGAGCGCUCAAGGCGCUGAUUGUUGCUGGAUGCGACUCGAUAGAGGCGCUCGAUAUCGACGGACUACCAAACCUAACGUCUCUCGAUGUAUCAUCUGGUUGCAACAACCUCCAGAUAACAUCAAGAGCAAUACUGGCAUUACGCGAGCAACGAGUGGAAGUUAAAGGCUUUUCUAUGCGUGAGAUGAUGCGGAACCUCAGGAACAAAGCCAAGCGGCGGCGCCAGCGCCGACUAUGCGACUUCUGCGGCUGGCAGGGCAGCAUCGCCGAGCCGCGAUUGCCGGUGUGCUAUUGCGGGCGAAGGCGCUACUGCGACGAGAAUUGUCAGCUCGCCGACUGGGGAGCCGGGCAUUCGAAAACGUGUAGCAUGGGUUCCUUGAGCAUUUUCCACAUUGUGUCGCUACAAGGCCUCGAGAACCUCCGAUCGAAGGGGCUGCUGACCGACGCAGACUACAGGGCGCGCAGGGGUGAGAUCAUGUUGAUAACCCCUGCCGAGGCCCGAUCACUGUGCGAAAAAGCACGGCAGCAAGGCAUCUUCCCGGACACUAAAUUUUAA